This is a messenger RNA of Chara braunii, 3121 nucleotides long. The record is from the annotation of a GenBank genome assembly. NCBI's taxonomy places the organism in Eukaryota, Viridiplantae, Streptophyta, Charophyceae, Charales, Characeae.
GUUUGGCAAGUGGUGCCCCGAGCCCCUAAUUUGGGACAAGUCAGGGGUGAAGGGAGACAUUUCAUCCUCGUAGUGUGUGUGUGUGUGUGUGUGAGAGAGAGAGAGAGAGAGAGAGAGAGGCCUCGGAGAAGCAUGAGCAGUGUGCUGCUCAGUGUUGAUGCUGGAAGCCGCCAAAAGUCUUAUUUUUUUUCUCGUCGGAGGGUCGGUGAACAUCCUCGCCCGAAGAGGAUCAAUUGCCGCCAUUUGAGACGGAGUGUGCCAUUCAGAUUGUGGAAAGUGAGCUUGGUGGAAAGGGGGCAUGAGUAAGCGGCAAGGACUGUCUGCACGAGGCGAAAAAAAAAAAAAAAAGAAGGCAAAAUCGAAAUCGGGACUCUUCUGGCGACGACGUUAGCGCAUGGAAGGAGAAGGGAGAGUGGGAGGGUGAGCUUUUGGUAGUUGAUUAUCCACAGCAACCGCUCACUUUGAGAAACAGAGAAGAGAGAGAGAGGGAGCGAGAAGGAAGAGGGCACCGAUGCGGGGCAGAGAGCGUGGGCUGUGGCGUUGAGAGAGGCAGGGGAGUGCAUGUGCUGGGCAGACAGGUGAGUGGGCGGAUUUGGCGGGGCUGCUGCUGCUGCCCGUGCGCCGAUCGUUCCACUCUUCACUGUGACCCAAGCUAUUAUCAUGAAGAUGGCUGCCGCCACGUCGAUUGCUUCCGCUGCUUCUGUGGCGCCAUCUCCGGUUGGGAUUGCGACAUCAGUGGCUCUUGGCGGGGGUGUUGCAGGCGAGGGCUGCUGCUUCUCUCUCCCAAGCCGCCGUCUCGAUACACGAUUGGAUGUGCUGGUCUUGAAUUCAUCUUGCAAAUCUUGUGAGGGAUCAGGGUCCGGACCCCUGCGCGGUGGCCGGCGGCGCGAAGAUAGUAGCAUCAGCAGCCGCAGAGGAGCUGCUGCUGCUGAGUGUACAGCAGGCACUUCACGGAGGUGGCGCCUCUCCCCCGACAUUGGAAGCCGUCGCUUCUCUGCUUCUCGGGGUUUACGCUCGGUCACACCCUGGAGACCCACAUUGGCGCAGCUGAAGCUAGACCCUCCGCAAGGCCGUGGAACUGGGGAAGAAUCACCCAAUGGUCGAAUGAACAUACCCACUUCUUUUGUCGAAUCUCUGGAGAAGCAGAUGGAAGUACAAGAUGCUGGCAUUGUCGGCAGCUCGAGCGGCGAUGGUGCCAUAUCUGCUCCUCCGGAUGAAAGAGGAGGAGGAGGGGCUGUUAGAUCCGUGCCCUCUUCUUCUUCUUCUUAUUCUUCUUCCUCCGUCUCUUCCACUUCCUCUUCUUCUUCUUUGUCUUCCCCAUGGGGACAACCGGAAGGAGGAAACGGGGUGGCAUCUGGAAGGGUGCAGCAGCAGGGCAAAGUGAAAGCGACGGCCAACGACAGUGCGGCAGUGUCAGUUGAGAAGAGCAUGUCGGGAUCGGGAUCGAGGCCUGAUCAGGUGGUCAAUGGGCAUGUGGUGGAACAGGAGAAGAAAGGGAGGCCUGCUUCGUCGUCGUCGUCAUCAUCCUCAGCUCGAGGAGCCAGUUCUGGGGCGGGAAACGGAGCUUUGGCAGCAGGAGCUGCAUCAUCAACUUCUUCUUCGAAGACGAAGCUGGUAGUUGCAUCAGCAACCACAGCAGCGGAGAAGAAGAUGAAGGCGGGAGAUAAGAAAGGUUCUUCUCCGAGCCUAUCCAAGGUGGAAUCCAUCAGCAAAGAAGAUCCUUGGUUCAAAAAAGCCCAAGAUCAGAAGCUCAAGGUCUCUGUCUCUCCUGGUGGAAGAUGGAAUCGGUUCAAGACUUACUCUACGAUCCAGCGGACUUUUGAAAUCUGGAGCUUUGUCGUCAAGUUUGCAGUUAAGUGGUGGUUAAACCAGAAAAAAUUCAUGUACCGGGGCGGGAUGACUCCAGAAAAACAGAAAGACAGACGCAAAGCGCUCGCCAAGUGGUUGAAGGAAGGCCUGCUACGACUGGGUCCAACGUUUAUUAAGCUCGGCCAGCAAUUUUCAACGCGGGUGGAUGUUCUUGCACAAGAGUACGUCGACGAGCUUGCGGAGCUUCAGGACCAGGUGCCGCCAUUUGAGACUGAGCGUGCCAUUCAGAUUGUGGAAAGCGAGCUUGGCGGAAAGGUGGAUGAGAUCUUUGAGCAAUUUGAUAGCGAACCAAUUGCUGCCGCCAGUUUAGGUCAGGUGCAUCGUGCAUGUUUGAAUGGCAAGGAGGUAGUGGUCAAAGUUCAGCGGCCGGAUUUGAAGGAGCUCUUUGAUAUUGAUCUCAAGAACUUGAGGGUUCUGGCUGUCAACUUGCAAAAAGUGGAUCCAAAGUCAGAUGGCGCGAAGAGGGACUGGGUUGCUAUAUAUGACGAGUGUGCAGAGGUUCUUUAUCAGGAAAUUAACUAUAGACAAGAGGCGGAGAAUGCGGAAAGAUUCAGGAAGAACUUCAGUAAGCUGGAUUAUGUAAAGGUGCCUUCCAUCUUCUGGGACUACACCACACCAAAGAUCCUGACGAUGGAGUAUGUUCCAGGCAUUAAGAUCAACAGGAUUGCAGCUUUGGAUGAGCUGGGAGUUGAUCGGGAGAGAUUAGGACGAUUAGCUGUGGAAUCAUAUCUGGAGCAAAUUCUUCGUCAUGGUUUCUUCCACGCUGACCCUCACCCUGGGAAUAUAGCUGUUGAUGAUGUUGGUGGUGGGAGGCUGAUCUUCUACGACUUUGGCAUGAUGGGAGUAAUUAAUCCAGGAAUCAGAGAGGGACUGCUAGAAGCAUUUUAUGGUGUCUAUGAGAAGGAUGCAGACAAGGUGUUGGCAGCAAUGGUUCAAAUGGGUGUCCUAGUUCCAACCGGUGACAUGGUGUCAGUUCGACGAACAGCAGAGUUCUUCUUGAACAGCUUUGAAGAGCGAUUGGCGGCACAGAAGGCAGAUAAGGAAGAGGCAGAGAGGCUGGAGAAGGAGCUUGGCUUCAAGAAGGAAUUGUCCAAGGAGGAGAAAAUGGAGAAGAAGAAACAGCGAUUAGCUGCCAUAGGUGAAGAUUUGCUGUCCAUUGCUGUGGAUCAGCCAUUCAGAUUUCCAGCUACUUUCACAUUUGUUGUUCGUGCAUUCUCAGGUUUGUAACAGCCAACAAACAAGCAAUAUGUCC